This is a messenger RNA of Nipponia nippon (crested ibis), 1277 nucleotides long. NCBI's taxonomy places the organism in Eukaryota, Metazoa, Chordata, Aves, Pelecaniformes, Threskiornithidae. The record is from RefSeq and is a predicted model, not a curated record.
AGAAAAGGAGCUCUCGGUAAGACAUGUCGUGGAUCAGAGAAGGCGAGCUGACCAUCCUAGAGAGAUUUUGUGCCAACAUCAUUAAGGCAGGUCCAAUGCCCAAGCAUGUUGCCUUCAUCAUGGAUGGCAAUCGCCGUUAUGCCCAAAAGUGCCACGUGGAGAGACAGCAGGGGCAUUCGCAAGGCUUUGAUAAGCUGGCACAGACACUACGGUGGUGCUUAAAUCUGGGCAUUCGGGAGGUCACCGUUUACGCCUUUAGUAUUGAGAACUUUAAACGCUCCAAGGAGGAGGUGGAUGGACUAAUGGAUCUGGCAAGACAGAAAUUUAGCCGCCUGCUGGAAGAACAGGAGAGCUUGAAGAAGCACGGUGUGUGUAUCCGUGUCCUCGGGGACCUGCCACUUCUGCCCUUGGAUAUUCAGGAGCUGAUUGCCCAAGCUGUGCUGGCAACUAGGAACUACAACAAAUGCUUUCUAAAUGUCUGCUUUGCAUAUACAUCGAGACACGAAAUCAGCAAUGCGGUCAGGGAGAUGGCGUGGGGGGUGGAACAAGGACUGCUCGAACCCAGUGACGUGUCUGAAUCGUUGCUCGAUAAGUGUCUGUACACCAACAACUCCCCUGACCCAGACCUCCUGAUUCGAACCUCUGGAGAGGUUCGGUUGAGUGAUUUCUUGCUCUGGCAGACAUCCCAUUCAUGCCUGGUGUUUCAGUCAGUCUUGUGGCCAGAAUAUUCCUUUUGGAACUUGUGUGAGGCUAUCCUUCGCUUCCAGAUGAACUACAGUGCCCUACAGAAGGCCAGAGACUCCUACAUGGAGGAAAGGAGGCGACAACAGAUGGAAAGGGAUCAGGCUUACGUGACAAAGAAGCUGCAGCAGGAGGGGUUUGCGUCCCACGGAGACUCGCGGCGCCGACGGACACUGUUGCAGAAAUGCACUGCCAUGCGGGAAGAGAGAAUCCAGGGCUUCCUACAGGCACUAGAGCACAAGAGAGUGGACUUCUUUGAAAGAUUGUGUAUGGUGUCUGCGUGACAGAGGGGCUGGGUUCUUCUUGGGAAGACAGUUUUUAACUGUGUUAGAGGGAACAGCUGCUGCCCGGAGGAGUUCGCUCGGUGUGGUUCUGCAGGGGGGAUGCAGGGCUGCUCUAGGACUCUGUGCCCCCGCUGGCCCUGUCCGAGGGCAGGGACAGAGAACUGAACCUUUCUAGCUCUGUGAAGGCUGCCGAGAAAGGUAAUGCCGUCCUCUCGCAUCUCCCUGCCCCUGGUGUUGGAGAACACACGCACC